Camelus dromedarius (Arabian camel) is the source of this 3384-nucleotide messenger RNA. RefSeq names its product 1,25-dihydroxyvitamin D(3) 24-hydroxylase, mitochondrial. Gene Ontology annotation, cellular component: mitochondrial inner membrane. The record is from RefSeq and is a predicted model, not a curated record. Gene Ontology annotation, biological process: cellular response to peptide hormone stimulus; C21-steroid hormone biosynthetic process; cholesterol metabolic process. The transcript is spliced from 12 exons. Lineage: Eukaryota; Metazoa; Chordata; Mammalia; Artiodactyla; Camelidae. Gene Ontology annotation, molecular function: monooxygenase activity; iron ion binding; oxidoreductase activity, acting on paired donors, with incorporation or reduction of molecular oxygen. The coding region runs from base 366 to 1910 and encodes 514 amino acids.
CUUCUGUCCUCCUUGACACUUCCACUUCACGGCUCCAGAUCUGGAAGUCAGACCCGCAGACCAACAGGCGGAUCCACAUCCCUUCCUUUCUUCCGAGAGACAUCCAACUCCCGGCUGCGCUCCUCCAGCCCCUGCGGCCAGAGCUCGGCAGGCAUCCGCUCACUGAGCCGGUCGCGAAGUACCGCGUCAAGCAUCCUCGCCGAGGUCCUCUCUGUCUCUCCUCUGCCCGCUCCAUCACAUCUGUUGCUCCUCUUUGCCUCUCCUUCCUACAAUCAUCAAGCCUCCAAAACCCACCCAAGCCUCUUUGACAACCUCGCGCUUCCCAGUCCCCGCACAUUCCCACGCGCCGGGUCUCUCCCGCUGCCAUGAGCUCCUCCAUCAGCAAGAGCCGCUCCCUUGCCGCCUUCCUGCAGCAGCUGCGCAGCCCGGGGCAGCCCCCUAGACCCGUGACAUCCACCGCGUGCGCGCCGCCUCGGCCGCGGGAGGUGCCCCUCUGUCCCAUGACGGAACGCGGCGAGGCGCAGGACGCGGCAGCUCUCCCCGGUCCCACCAAGUGGCCACUGCUGGGCAGCCUCCUGGAAAUUCUCUGGAAAGGGGGACUCAAGAAACAGCACGACACACUGGCGGAGUACCACAAGAAGUAUGGCAAGAUUUUCCGCAUGAAGUUGGGUUCCUUCGACUCGGUGCACCUGGGCUCGCCGUGCCUGUUGGAAGCGCUGUACCGCGCAGAGAGCGCGUACCCGCAGCGGCUGGAAAUCAAGCCGUGGAAGGCCUACCGCGACUACCGCGCGGAGGGCUACGGGCUGCUGAUCCUGGAAGGAGAAGACUGGCAGAGGGUCAGGAGUGCCUUUCAAAAGAAACUAAUGAAACCAGUGGAAGUCAUGAAGCUGGACAACAAAAUCAAUGAGGUCUUGGCUGAUUUUAUGAGUAGAAUAGAUGAGCUCUGUGAUGAGAAGGGCCGCAUUGAAGACUUGUACAGCGAGCUGAACAAAUGGUCCUUUGAAAGCAUCUGCCUUGUGCUGUAUGAGAAGCGAUUCGGGCUCCUCCAGAAGAACGCAGGGGAUGAAGCUUUGAACUUCAUCAUGGCCAUCAAAACAAUGAUGAGCACGUUCGGGAGGAUGAUGGUCACCCCGGUCGAGCUACAUAAGAGCCUCAACACCAAGGUCUGGCAGGCCCACACGCAGGCCUGGGACACCAUAUUCAAGUCAGUCAAAUCUUGUAUCGACAACCGGUUAGAGAAAUAUGCGGAGCAGCCCAGCAUGGAUUUCCUGUGUGAUAUUUAUCACCACAAUCAGCUUUCAAAGAAAGAACUGUAUGCUGCCGUGACGGAGCUCCAGCUGGCUGCGGUGGAGACGACAGCAAACAGCUUAAUGUGGAUUCUCUACAAUCUAUCCCGUAAUCCCCACGUGCAGCAAAAGCUUCUUAGGGAAAUUCAGAGUGUACUGCCUGAGAACCAAAUGCCACGGGCAGAGGAUUUGAGGAAUAUGCCGUAUUUAAAAGCCUGUCUGAAAGAAUCCAUGAGGCUUACCCCAAGCGUGCCAUUUACAACUCGGACCCUUGACAAGGCAAUGGUUCUGGGGGAAUACGCUUUACCCAAAGGAACAGUGCUGAUGCUAAAUACGCAUGUGUUGGGAUCCAAUGAAGAAAAUUUUGAAGAUUCAAGUCAGUUUCGGCCCGAACGAUGGCUUCAGGCGAAGAAGAACAUCAACCCUUUCGCCCAUCUUCCUUUCGGCAUUGGGAAAAGAAUGUGCAUUGGUCGCCGCCUGGCUGAGCUCCAGCUCCACUUGGCUGUCUGCUGGAUCGUCCGCAAAUACGACAUCGUGGCCACGGACCAUGAGCCUGUGGAGAUGCUUCACUUGGGCAUCCUGGUGCCCAGCCGGCAGCUCCCCAUCGCUCUCUGCCAGCGAUAGGAGGCCUCAGGGGAGCUUCUGGGGUGCGGAGAAUGGCCAAGAGGUUGUUUUUUAGCAAGACCAAGAGCAGCAAUUUUUACCGUCCUGCAAGAACGAUGCUUAUGGCUUGUGCAUUAACGGAAAGCAAACAAACGUCAAAAGCCAGAGAGUGAAACAGCACGUGAAGAAUGUUUCAGCCCAGGUGUCUGUAGUCUUUCUUCUGUCCGACCGUUCCACAAGCUGUCCUGCCUACCCAGAUGAUGGCACUUAUCAGGACCGUAUCCAACUUGGGGAGCACGGAUCGAGCGCCGGAACACAAGGCGCUCUGCAGGGUGUGCUGCUUGGCUCACGGAACUGUGGUCAGGGCCGCCUGACUUACAGAAUUUUCCGUCCUCCUGUGCUUUCUUGUGUCUUUUCAUGACAUGGUGGGGAGGCUGGGCACUUACCAGUUAGUCAGUAAACGUUUCUGGCCCUGCCUUACCAGAGUCACCGCUUGAACCUUUACUUCUCAAAAGUUUACAUUUCACAGUGAAAGACAUACCACAGCGAGCUUGUCAGGGACCCCGGGUCACGCUGACAAUCCAUUUAUUGUAACUGCUUUUAAUAUAAUAUUAGGGGAAAUAUUUGCUUAAUAAUGUAAGCAAAACUAAGUGUCGGUUAAGGUUUUCAGGUCCCUAUGAAACUGUUUUUUUUUUCCUGUUUUGAAAUAGAAACACUACUGGGAAAUUAGAGAAAAUAUCUAUUUUAAGAAGUACUUUAAAUAAGUCAAAACCUCCUAUGUAAGAAUACCUUGAUGAUUUACUGAGGCAUCACUGUGUUAAAUCCUGAAAUUCUUUAUUUAAUUAUGGCCUUGACUCUAUUUAGUCUGUGGCAUUAAGGAAUGGACCGACAGUUUUCAAAUUGUUUGUGCUUGUGUUCUAAUGGCAAUUUGCUUACAUCAUUUAAAAAUAUGUAUAUGGUAUUUGAUUUAGGACUUGUGGUUUAGGGCAAUGUUCUAAAGUUCACAAUUUAAACAUAUUCAGUGGCUUUCCAUGCCUUAAUUUUCCCGACUAUAGAAUGGGUCACUAGUAAAGUGUGCAUACAUUAUAGAUUAACUACAUAACCCAUGUUAUGCGAUGUGAAUUCCUUGGGAAAACGUGAUUUCAUAAAUGGAAAACAUAUAGAUUUAUGCAAUACUUAUAAAACUUUCUUUAAAAUGGUGUUUACAUAUAGUUUAUUUGCACAUGUUUUUACUACUACUUUUCCUAAAAGCAUACGAUACAUUUCUGUAUAUUUGAUAAAGAUUUUCCUUUUUAGGUUAUAUCUUUUAGAAUAUUUCAGAAGUAUACAUUUAUAUCUUUAUAUUUGAACAAAUAAUGUACAUAUCACUAAAAAUAGGUAUAUGCUUUCUCCCCGCUGUGAAAUUUUUUUAGAAUUAUAUAUCCACAUGUGUUGUCAGAUUUCAUCUGUGUAUCUUUGAAUUCUCUAAAAGCAAGAAUAAAAGUUUUAAAACAUA